This is a messenger RNA of Funneliformis geosporum, 3480 nucleotides long. Lineage: Eukaryota; Fungi; Glomeromycota; Glomeromycetes; Glomerales; Glomeraceae. The record is from the annotation of a GenBank genome assembly.
AUGAGUCAUUCCUCUCAUUUUGAUCCUCCUCGCGGGGUAUUCACUUUACCUACGCCUUGUGAAUUGACUAACCCAUUCUGGGAUGUUAUAAAAACUUCUGAACAUUUUAAUUUACAAAGAACCAAAGCUUCAAACAUAAACUCUUUUUAUAGAGGAGUUAUUGGUACCAUUCAAAACGUAUUUGAUACAAAGCAACCACCUUUUCGAAUCGUUUUUAGAGCUGAACCAACUAGUACUUCUUUACAAAUUGCUGUCUCCCAAACUGAAAAAGGGAUUAACGAAGCUUGGAAAUGGAUUGAAGAUAGUUUAUUUUUGGGAUUAACUAAACUUGAUGAUCCUGGUGAAAAAGAAAAUUAUGUAGUAACAAAAAUAAAUUCAUUGGUUACUCGUCAAGAUAAAGGAACUGAUGAAGUUUCCGAGGAUGAAAGUGUUCGUGCCGCAUCCAGAGCUUUUCGACAGACUUUCGAUAUUGCUCCUACAGAAAGGCUGGUCAAUUUUUAUUCCUGUGCAUAUCGUAGUAUAAUUCAAGAGUUAAAAGAUAUCCAAGAUUUAUUAAAAGAAAGAUCGAAACGAGGAAUGGUUGCAGAUUCCAUCAAAGUUAUCACAAAAGAUAGCCAAGAGCAUUUUUUUUCUAACCUUUUUCACCGUGACGAGACUUAUGAUACUUUAAUGCAGUUAACAAGUCAAUCUAUGCAGAGAUUACUUAAAAAUGCAGCCAUAGAGCCAGCACCUGGAAAGUUUUUGUUUGACUCCAGUUUUGAGCCUAAUUCUGAUAAAGAUAAAUCAGUGUUAAAAUUUAAUUCAGUUGUGCCUUGUUCCCCAAUGGUACCACCAUUAAAGAAAGGGCUCGAAGAUCAGAAAAGGGAUAAAGAAUUUCAAUUGUAUUUUAAUCUACCCACAACUGAGCAUCUUAUGGAAGAGUGUUCUUGCGAAUUUUCAACUUUAGAGAUGAAAGAAUACAUAAACGGAAAACUUCAACUUUCUGAAGGUUACCUCACCUUUGUAGCUGAUAAUGCAAAAAAUUGUAGCUUUAUUCUGCCAUUGUAUACUGUCAGAAGAGUUGAACGACUUAAUAGCAGAACAAAUAUUUUUGCACUUUCAAUAUCGAAUUGGCAUCAAAUGAAAUUAACAUUACAAAUAAAUGGAAACAAAGCACUUUGUGAUAAAUUUUGUAAUACACUUCGAGAUAAUCUUAAGCAACAGGUACGUCACAUGAAGCACCUAAGGUCAUUUUUAAGUACUUGUUUUUCGGAAGCUUUACUUGUGGACCCGAAAAAAGAUAUUUCAGUUGGUGGGUUAGGAUUAAUAUUUGGAUUUCCUGGUGAUGCUAAAAAAUUAAGGGAUAAGUAUAAGACAAAGCUUUGGAUUGAAUAUUUGCAGACGCAUGGCAGGAAUUUGACUCUGAUAAAAAAUCCAUAUUUUUAUAAACUUGUUCGUGUUGGAUUACCGAACAGACUACGUGGAGAAAUUUGGGAACUUUGUUCUGGAGCAAUGUUUUUACGAUUUGUAAAUGAUGGGAUGUAUGAGAAAUUACAGAAAGAUUACGCUGGCAAAGUUUCGCUUUCAACUGAAGAGAUUGAAAAGGACUUGAAUAGAUCUCUUCCUGAAUAUACCGCUUAUCAAACAAAAGAAGGGAUAAAUACUCUGAGAAGAGUAUUAACAGCUUAUUCCUGGAAAGAUCCCGAAUUAGGUUAUUGUCAGGCCAUGAAUAUUGUUACAUCUGCUAUUUUAAUUUACAUGAGUGAAGAACAAGCAUUUUGGAUAUUAAGUGUAUUAUGUGAUAGAAUGUUACCAGGAUAUUAUAGCACAUCAAUGUAUGGUGCUAUCCUGGAUCAGUUAAUAUUUGAACAUUAUGUUCAAAAUAAAAUGCCUGUGCUUUAUGAGCAUUUCCAAAACGUUGAUGUCCAACUGUCUGUCGCUUAUCUUCCUUGGGCCCUCGAGUAUUAUUCCAGAUUGGCUAUUCUUAAAAUAAAUGGAGAUGAACUUUUGACAAUCACCGAUGAUGGACAAUUCAUACAUGUAUUAAAACAAUACUUUGGAGCAUUGGAUCAGCCUGCUCAUCCAAAAAAUAAGAAUGAAAAGACUCGAGAAACUACAAAAUUUAAUGAGUUGAUGAUGGUAGCUUUUAAAGAAUUUUCAAGUAUUACAACUGAGAGUGUAACGGAACUUCGUAGAACACAUCAGCUUAAAGUCGUUCAUAAUAUCGAAAGUUAUACAAAGCGAGGACAAAUUAGAAAUUUGAAGGAUACUUCGAAAUUUUCAAAAAAUGAUAUUUCUAUUAUUUAUGACAAAUAUUAUAAUGCACAAUUCUAUGGUAAACAAAAAAGUGAGCGAAAUGACUCUCGAAUGGAUUUGAAUACAUUUUAUCGAUUUUUAGGAAAUAUAGCUGGUUGGGCAAAAUUAGACGAUGAUAACCUUACAAAGGAAAAUGGAUCACCGAGAGAUAAUCAAGGACGAAGAUUAGUAGGAUAUGAAUUUAUUAAUAAGUUAUUUAUUCAUUUCGAUCGAAGUACAUCUGGCGGACUCUCUCUUCAAGAUGUUGUAUUAGGGCUUGGAGAAAUUGUUUUUGGAGAUCUCUUGUCACGAAUGGAAUUGUUUUUUAAUUUACAUGAUAGUGACAAGGAUGGAUAUCUAUUUAAGGAAGAGAUAUUACAAAUGUCGGAAAGUUUCCUAUUUAUAUUUAGAAAUCGUCAAGAUGAUGGUCAUUUAGGUUCUGUUUCAAAUUUUAUAAAAAAUGCUUUUGAAUAUACAGAAUCUAUGGGUGAAACUAAUGGUGUUCCUGAUCCACAUUUGUCUAAAACGAAUGAAAUAGGAAAUUUAUUGACGGAACAUGAAGAACAUAAUACGAGAAUGUCAUUACCAUCAUUUCGUAUGAUAAUAUUAGCAGAUGGAUAUCUUGAAGAAUUUUUUGAUUCAGGAUUUGCAACAACAUUCCAAUUUAUUGAGCCGACAGAAGAAAGAUCAAAAGGACUUGGAAGAGAAAUAUUUAAUGCAUUAAUGACAGAUGGCAUGAAAUUAGCAGGGAAAUUUGGUAAAAGGCUUAAUAAUGCAAGACCUAAAUCUUUUAGUUCACCAGAUCGAAAAUCUUCAAAUUCAUCAUCAAAAAAAUACAGUAUGAAUUCACCAGCUCAAUCAACUACAUCAAUAAUGAAUUCAAAUAAUACGACAGAAAGUGCUAAUGACAACAUUAAUCUUAAUAAUAGUUCAUCAUUAUUAAUACCAAGAAGUAAUUCACAAGAUUCUUUUGUUUCAGUUGAAUCACAAAAAUCUAUAUUAAAAGUACAAGGAAAUGACUCUCCUGUUUCAUUUUGUUCCGAAGAAGAAGAUGAUGGACUUAUGCAAGAAGUUGAUAGAUUAUUAAGUGAAUUUAGCAUUGAUGAAGCUGAUCAUGAUAAUAGCAGUGCUUUGUCAAUUGAUAUGCAAGAUAAUACGAGUUUACUUGAAGACGAUGAUGUUGAUAAAUUACUUCAAGACAUAUAA